AUGUUACCCCUAGAUCUUAUUUAUUCUAUCGUCGACUAUUGUUCCUUUGACGAUCUCGUUUCACUAUGUUUACUGGACAAGUAUUUUCACCGGGCUAUAAUUCACCUUCUCUAUAAAGAUGUCUAUCUUGAACACACCAAAUCCACAGGCCUUUUCUGUAGGACUAUGGUCGAAGGGCGACCCGAACUACGCGCUUUUCCGAAAUCCCUUACCAUAUGUACCCCUAUGAGCCACAUGAAGGAGAUCGACACGCCUUUAGCCAACUCAAUCCGUGCUGCACUAGAACUGACUGCCAAUUUGGCCGACUUGACCCUUUCAGUAACAGCAAGCAACUUUAUGACGAUCUUCAAAGGGUCGAAGUACACAUUUACGCUUCGAAGUUUGACAGCCCCUUUGCACGCAAGCGCUGGAUUUGCCGAUUUUUUGAAUAGCCAGAAGCGACUUAAAGAAUUCAACGUUCUCCCUGCUGCCCGCGGCCUUUUACUCCAACGAAUCCACCCCGACGCAUUCCCCGAGCUUCACGCUUUAUCCUGCAACUUUCAGGCAUUGACCUAUCUUAUCCCUUCACGUCCACUAAGCCGAAUCGCAUGUACCAAGCUGUUGACAACGGAAUUCGAGGCGUUUGGGGAUCUCCUGACACGCUCUGCAGUUCCUAUUAUGAGCGUAGAUGUCGUCUUGGUUCGACCGCGGAGCUCUAUGUUGGGCGUUGUACAAGCAUUCCUUCAGAGCCUGGAAGGCGUUUCAAGCAGCAUUGAACAUUUGUCCAUCACUUUGUCCUUUCCCCUAGAUUUUGUCUCAAAGCAUAACUCAAUUUAUGCGAGGCUCAAGCAACGAAGGUCUACAUUUGAGGGUUUCUCAGAAAUCAGAACCGCAGUUGCCCAGUUCUAUCGGAUCAAAUCGUUCAGUCUUGAGCACGAACGCUGCGUGAACGAUGUUCCUCCUGAAUUUUGUCGCUCUGUGGCUGAACUCAGUCACUUUGGGGUCUGGAAGCAAUCGUCUCCAGCACUCGAGUCGUUGUCAAUCUUUGGCCUCAACCAACUAUGUACGCUCUCUCUCCUAAGCAAGGCCACUUGUGGCGUCAUUGCUCCAGCACUAUACCGCUACGUUACUCUGAGGGAUCGCAAGUCCAUAGAGAGUUUUUGCAAUGCUAUCAUCAAUGGAAGGACUGGACUCCGGAGCUAUCCACAAACAGUUGCUUUCCUUCCUAAGAAAACUCUCAUUAAAGCCCUUAAUGCACUUGUCCCACAUAUCAAACAGGCUCUUGGCCUUAUGAACGCUCUCGUCGAUCUUACACUCGGGCUCCCAGGCAAAAUCAUCAAGGCCAUCUUCCGCGAUGCUCAUCCAAGUCAUUCGCUUCGUAGACUCUCAUGCCCCUUGGUAGCUCAAGCUGGAUUUAAACGCUUUCUGCUGGAGCAAUCAAUGAUUAAAGAAUUAGUUGUAAUUGGGGAUGUUCGAGGUAAAAUCAAUGUGGGAACGCUGAUUCGAAAUCCUGACGAGAAGUUGUUACCUAACCUUGAAUCUCUCUCUGCAAACUAUGACACCCUAAAUGCCCUUGUCCCUGGUCGCCCACUUAAAACUAUUAGCAUGGGAUCCGCUAUUCUUAACGUCCCUCAUUUUCAAACGUUUGGUGCUGUCUUGUCUCAGUCAUCGACUCCGAUAGCUUCCCUUAGCGCUUGUAUUUCUUGCGCGCCAUUCCUUCUUGGCGCAGUGGUCAAUCAUCUAAUCGAAUCUUUGAACGAAAACCAAGUAUUUCCGCAUGCAUUGUCGAUCACAUUGGUCUUUCCCGAAAAGACAUCAGCUGAUCAUCGAGCGGUACAUCCCCAUGUCCAGGAGUGCUUACAAUUAAUGAAGAUAGGCCAGCUUGACGGGCUUGAAAGGUUCGAGGUAUCAGCUCGGGAUUGCCCUUGUCCUUUAACUGUGGAGUUUCAUCGCAUCGCACACGAGAUCGCUUUGCUUCCACGCUGGACCAAUCUCUGUUCUACCUUGAAGGAAGUCACCCUUUUCGGGAAGCUCCUCGAGUAA
Molecule: messenger RNA, 2022 nt
Organism: Rhizoctonia solani
Lineage: Eukaryota; Fungi; Basidiomycota; Agaricomycetes; Cantharellales; Ceratobasidiaceae
Exons: 4
Coding region: 1-2022 (673 amino acids)
Molecular function (GO): protein binding
Source: RefSeq, a predicted model, not a curated record